This is a messenger RNA of Eremothecium gossypii ATCC 10895, 1860 nucleotides long. It is a transcript of the gene SSP1, whose product is annotated as Ssp1p. The transcript has a single exon. Lineage: Eukaryota; Fungi; Ascomycota; Saccharomycetes; Saccharomycetales; Saccharomycetaceae. Bases 1 to 1860 code for a protein of 619 amino acids. The record is from RefSeq and is marked provisional.
AUGAUGACUGAGGAGGAUUCCUUUCUUUAUUUGGAAGAGCAGGACAGGAUAUACUCCAGAGACCCUACCUUUGAGUCUGUAGGCCCGAAACCAUUUCUGCAGCAGAACGCUGUACCACCACUUCCACCACUUCCGGCACUGCCACAAUAUCCUACAAGAGGCGUUGAUUCGAAGUCCCUCUUGGGCAGAGUCAAAAAUAUGCUAUUCAAAGGGCCAUAUGGGAACGGCCCGGGCGGAUUUCCCAUACCCGGAGACCAGGUCCCAAUUGAGCUUCACACUCAGCUCAAAAAGCAAGAGCAGCUCUGGAAGAUCAUUAAAGAGAAGCCAUUUGACCCGGCAGUUGGCCUGGCAGCCACGCCUCCAUCACGAGGUAGUAGCGGCGAUACCUUUCUAUCCGGCGGCGCAGAUUUAUCUCCCCGCCGCCAGCCCCCGCCGCCAGCUACACGGCCGGCAAAGGCAGUUUCCGGCUUAAUGAACAAUAAGGAGAACGAAGCUGCUGCAGCGAAAUACUAUCAUUCCGGAGCAUUGCAGGCGGACAACGAACAAAAUUCGACUGCGGCGCUCGAACUGCUAACAAAUAAAAUACUCGGUCAUAGAAAGAUAGGACUCAAGAAGAUACAAGAUCGUUUGAACGAGAUCGCAGAAAAGAAGUUUGCAGUCAAUAAACUCUAUGGCAAAUUGACACAGGAAUUUAACAUAUGGUCCAACGAUGUUGUGGAGAGCGAGGAAGGAUUGCGACUAGUAGAGGAGUUACAGCGCGUUUUGAAACUUGACAUGUUGAUGGAGAAGAAUUCCGCACAGAAAUUUAGAGACCUUGCGUUUGGUUUAAACUUUAUCAAGUUGAGAGAAGAUCAAAUGCUCUUGGCAAAGAAAGAGCUUAAUAGUGACAUUCGGAAAUAUGAAAAUGUCAGGACAAAGAAGGGCGAAUACCACGAGGAAACUUCGUACUGGAAAGAAAUAGUUAACACAAAACAGAAUUCGUUAGCAGAAGUCACUAUACUCUACCAACAAGCGUUGGCAAAGACGAUGCGUGAGCUCUUUACGCUAUCAUGCGUCACAUUUUAUGAAAAUUGUACGGAAAUGAAGGAAGCAUGUAAGCAGUUUUUCUCAGAUUCUAUGGAGUAUCUAGCCGGUUCGCUUGGGGAAGAAUAUGUGGAUGAAUAUUUAGACGAAUUGCGCAAGAGGAGGGCUGAUAAGAAAUGGGCCAAACUCAGUUUUGAGGAUAAGAACAAUCCUAACAAAUUAGCAGAACUCAUUGGAAACAUGUACAAUGGAGACGACUCUCUACUAAGUAACGUUCCUAAAAAACACAUGAUUAAGUUCUCUGCAGAAGCCAUAUUAAAGGAGGAAUUCGAUCCCGUGUUGAAAGAGAAAGAGCCCAAGUUGCACUUUGGGACUGGAUUAGAGGAAGACUGGUCUCAGUUUCCUACUGAGAAGUAUAAUGGCAUUGCAAGUAACAAGUAUUUUUUGGAGCGACAGGCGGAAUCCAUUCGUAACCUUGAUUCCCACGGCAACGCCGUGCAGAAUCGUAGCACCGAUUCGACAAAUAAGGGCAGCACAAGAACUUUAAGAGGCAUUAAUCCGAAAUAUACACGGCCAGCUGCUCAGCCCUUGGCUACUACGAAGGAGGAAGUCGAGGCAGAGGAAUCACCCAAGCCGUCUGUGGUUACUCAGAGUAGUGUCUAUAAGACAUUAAGGCCAUCCAGUCAACAACUGAAACAACCCGGAACAGAAAAAUCAUAUCAAGAAGUGGUUAUGAAAUUUGGAUCUGAUAUAGCACGCUCUUUAGAUCUACGCUUCAAAGAGGCGGAGGAAGAAUUGAACACGAACAAGUGGGUUAGUGCACGAACAGAUGGAUAG